CUCUGCCAAUGAAGUCCAAAAAAUACUAGUCAGAGAUACAUACUCUUCGCUAAGACUCAUUUUCAUUGUUACUAUUUAUUAUUAAAUAAAUAAAAUAAAUAAAUUCCUCUUUUGAUUUUAUAACACUUGUCCAGCGGGGCCAGCAGUGGUAGCCUCGCCUUGCAGAAAAGAAUCCAGUCCUAGAGAGAGAGAGAGAGAGAGAGAGAGAAAGAAGAGAUAGAGAGAGAGAGAUGGAAACGCCGUCGACGACGGGCGACACCCACAAGAUAGCGAUGAGGUCGUCGAUUAUGGAGUCGUUUCGCGGCUGCGGCCUCUCCGGGAUUCGGAUUGAUAAGGAAGACUUGAAGAAGCAGCUCACCAUGCCUCAGUACCUCCGCUUCGCAAUGCGCGAUUCCAUACGCCUUCAGGACCCCGCCGCCGGCGAGACACGUUACCAGAACCGCAGCGACGGCGAAGACGCCACCCCUCCGCCCUCUCCCAUGGUCGUCUUCAUCAAUCCCCGCAGCGGCGGCCGCCUCGGCCCCGUUCUUAAGGAGAGGCUCCAGCAACUCAUGAGUGAAGAGCAGGUUUUUGACCUAUCAGAUGUGAAGCCUCAUGAAUUUGUACGGUAUGGAUUGGGUUGCCUGGAGAUGUUGGCAGGUCUUGGUGAUUCUUGUGCCAAAGAAACUCGUGAAAGAAUCAGGGUUAUGGUUGCUGGAGGUGAUGGUACAGUUGGCUGGGUAUUAGGAUGUCUUACAGAACUUCGCACACAAGGUCGACAGCCAGUUCCUCCGGUAGGAAUCAUACCACUUGGGACAGGAAAUGACCUGUCUAGGAGUUUCCGUUGGGGGGGUUCAUUUCCUUUUGCAUGGAAGGCGGCUAUUAAGAGAAGUCUACUCAGGGCUAGUACUGGGCCAAUUCAUCGUUUGGAUAGUUGGCGAGUCUCACUUUCAAUGCCAGAAGGCACACCCUUGAAGCUACCUUAUUGUUUGAAGCACACAGAAGAGUUCACUCUUGAUCAGGGCUUAGAAGUUGAGGGAGAACUGCCUGAGAAUAUUACAAGUUAUGAUGGCGUGUUCUAUAAUUACUUCAGCAUAGGAAUGGAUGCCCGAGUGGCUUAUGGUUUCCAUCAUCUACGCGAUGAAAAACCUUAUCUUGCAAAGGGUCCAAUUGCAAACAAGAUUAUAUACUCUGGUUACAGCUGCACUCAGGGCUGGUUCUUCACCCCUUGCUCAAGUGAUCCAGGUCUAAGGGGACUUAAAAACAUUCUGCGGAUGCAUGUCAAAAAGAUCAAUUGCUCAGAGUGGGAACAGGUUGCAAUUCCUAAAAGUGUAAGGGCAAUAGUUGCUUUGAAUCUUCAUAGCUAUGGAAGUGGAAGAAACCCAUGGGGUAAACUGAAGCCAGAGUAUUUGGAAAAGAGAGGCUUUGUUGAAGCUGAUGUCGCUGAUGGGCUCUUGGAAAUAUUUGGUUUAAAGCAAGGAUGGCAUGCAUCGUUUGUCAUGGUUGAACUGAUCUCUGCGAAGCACUUAGCUCAGGCAGCAGCUAUUCGAUUGGAAGCAAGAGGUGGAGAGUGGAAAAAUGCCUAUAUGCAAAUGGAUGGAGAACCCUGGAAACAGCCAUUGAGCAAGGACUUCUCAACAUUCGUAGAAAUAAAGAGGGAGCCUUUCCAGUCGCUUGUGAUUAGCGGAGAGUAAUUGUUAUGGAUUGUGCAUGUAAUCUUAGGUAUUGGCUCUCCAGUACAUGGAAAAUUUGAUAUUGUAAAAAUCUCCCUUUUAUUGUUUUAUUGUGAAAAUAUAGUUUAUUGGAGUGUAAUUCUUUGAUGGUCUCCGUAGCUGGUAUUCAUGGAAGGCGUGUGUAUUAUAUGUAAUCUUGGGCAUUUGUGCUCCAUUAUAUUUAUAUGGAAAAAUUAUUGUAAAAAAAUCUUCAUUUAUUUUGUUUAGAUAUUCUAGUUUUCAUCAUAUUUGGA
Gastrolobium bilobum is the source of this 1945-nucleotide messenger RNA. Its product is annotated as diacylglycerol kinase 7-like. Lineage: Eukaryota; Viridiplantae; Streptophyta; Magnoliopsida; Fabales; Fabaceae. The record is from RefSeq and is a predicted model, not a curated record. Gene Ontology annotation, molecular function: ATP-dependent diacylglycerol kinase activity. The coding region runs from base 231 to 1673 and encodes 480 amino acids. The transcript has 12 exons.